UGCUCAUCUCUCAUCACACACACACACACACACACUCACACACAGAGGUGUAGAGAGAGAGGCAAAGAAUAAAGUGAAAAGAACCAAAUUAAGAAGCUUGAGACAAUGCCAGCCUUUCUUGAUCUUCACCUCUUGCUCUCUGAUCCUUCCUUCUCUUGAUACAAAACACUAAUCCCAUCAAAUUCUGAGGAUUUGGGAUCAAUAAAAAUUUCAUCUUUUUUCAUGGGCUUUUCUUGAAAAAGAUUGGAAGGAAAAAAAAAAACAAUGAAGAACAAAGGAGGAGGAGAGCAGUUUUCAAGAAGUGUUGUAUCUCAAAAAUGGACUCUUUUUCUCUGCCUUGGUAGCUUCUGUUCAGGGCUGCUCUUCACCAACAGAACAUGGAUUUUGCCAGAAGCGAAAGGCGUGGCAAGAACGACAGCAUUUGAAGCCGAGAGGCUAAAGCUCGUUGCAGAAGGCUGUGAUCCAACAUUUAACAGUGUGAAAAGGGUGCCAAAGGAGAUCUUCAAGGAAGUUUCCAACACUCAACAUGCUAUAAAGACGCUUGACAAGACCAUUUCCUCGUUGGAGAUGGAGCUAGCUGCAGCCAAAGCAGCGCAGGAAUCCGUCCUCAGUGGCGCCCCCUCGUCCGAAAAUGAAAAGGGUUCGACUAAAAGAAGGAAGUACUUCAUGGUUGUUGGAGUUAACACUGCUUUCAGCAGCAGGAAAAGGAGAGAUUCAGUUCGUGCAACGUGGAUGCCACAAGGAGAGAAACGACGAGCUUUGGAGGCAGAGAAAGGGAUAGUAGUCCGGUUUGUCAUCGGUCACAGUGCUACUUUAGGAGGAAUACUAGAUAGGGCCGUCGAGGCCGAAGACCAGAAGCACGGGGACAUCAUGAGACUGAACCACGUUGAAGGGUAUCUCGAGCUGUCAGCGAAGACCAAGGCCUACUUUGCCUCUGCUGUCGCGUUGUGGGACGCAGAGUACUACGUGAAAGUCGACGAUGAUGUCCAUGUCAACAUAGCAACGCUCGCUGAAACGCUAGCUAGGCAUCGGAGGAAGCCUAGAGUUUACAUCGGAUGCAUGAAAUCCGGCCCCGUCCUCUCUCAGAGGGGAGUGAGGUACCACGAGCCCGAGUUUUGGAAGUUUGGAGACAACGGGAACAAGUACUUCCGCCACGCGACAGGGCAGUUAUACGCCAUAUCGAAAGAUCUAGCCACUUACAUCUCAGUAAACAAGAAUGUUCUGCACAAGUUUGCUAACGAGGACGUCUCUCUCGGAUCUUGGUUCAUAGGGCUAGACGUGCAGCACAUAGACGACCGGAGAUUGUGCUGUGGCACGCCUCCAGAUUGCGAAUGGAAGGCGCAGGCCGGGAACAUUUGUGUUGCUUCGUUCGAUUGGAGCUGCAGCGGGAUAUGCAGAUCAGUGGAUAGGAUAAAGGAGGUUCAUAGAAGAUGUGGUGAAGGUGAAGAUGCUGUGUGGAAGGCUAAGUUCUGAGAGUUGGUGCAUAUACAGAGAGAGAGAGGCUUUGCAAGAACUUCUCCAUUUUAGAAGAGAAGAAUGCAGCUGCAAAAAUGCAGCUAAGGAAACAAAGCAGCACUCUUCUUGUCCUUGUUGAGAUCAUUAUUAAUUUUCUUGUGCUUUGCUUUUUUCCUUUAUCCACUUUUGUAAAAAAAAACAGUUACUAUAUAGAAAUGAAUUCAAAUAAUACUCCCUCCGUCCCACAAUAA
Salvia hispanica is the source of this 1706-nucleotide messenger RNA. Its product is annotated as putative beta-1,3-galactosyltransferase 2. Gene Ontology annotation, molecular function: galactosyltransferase activity. Gene Ontology annotation, cellular component: Golgi membrane. The record is from RefSeq and is a predicted model, not a curated record. NCBI's taxonomy places the organism in Eukaryota, Viridiplantae, Streptophyta, Magnoliopsida, Lamiales, Lamiaceae.